Molecule: messenger RNA, 5457 nt
Organism: Oncorhynchus mykiss (rainbow trout)
Lineage: Eukaryota; Metazoa; Chordata; Actinopteri; Salmoniformes; Salmonidae
Source: RefSeq, a predicted model, not a curated record
AACACUCACCAACUCAACACUCACAGCUGCAAAUUAUUGUUGUUCAAUGCUGCCCAGAGGGCACUGCCUCCCCCUUUGUGCGAUCAAGCGCGAAACAAGCACGCACAAGUAAGUCAACUGAUGAUAAGUAGUAGUCUAACCGUCCAGCAACAGGUAGGGACAUUUCUUCCGUAAUUUAACAUGUGUCGGAUACUUGCUCUACCAAUGUAAGCUAUUAUAAUAGGCAAGGCAGCGGCUUUAGUACGGUUUUUGUUGUUGUUUUUUUUCGCGCACCGCAUGCAGGCUCUGUUUUAUCCCACUUCAUUUAUCCGCCAAGUCCGCAAUACGCGGAGACUAAAGCGUGUGUCCGUCCCAUUGAUGAGAAAACAAACAGCAUGUCAUCUCCAGACAAGACAACCCAAAGGAAUGAAGUCCUGAAUAACAUACGGAGGUCCUCGAUGGUGGCGGGACAUGGGAGAAAACAGACGGAGUUUGAGAUGUCACAAGCCGCGUCAGCCUCACAACCUGGAGCGCUUAUUUCUAACAACAGGUUUCUGUGUGACGCCGAGGGCAUCACCAUUCACACAACUGUCACUCGACCGUCGGUGUCUCACCUACCCGGGCUCAAUCUGAACCCCCGGAUGUCCGUAUACAGCACAACUCGUCAAGUUACCGUCAGCCGUGCUUACAUUCAAGGACGCGCUUAUAACUUUCUGGAAAGACCAUCUGGGUGGAAAUGCUUCGUGUAUCACUUCUCGGUGUUCCUCAUCGUGCUCGCCUGUCUAAUCCUCAGUGUGCUCUCUACUAUAGGGCAGUACCAGGCUCUGGCACAUGGCACUCUCUUCUGGGUGGAGAUAGCGCUGGUGGUGUUAUUUGGUGUGGAGUAUGGUGUGCGGCUGUGGUCGGCAGGGUGCCGUAGUAAAUAUGUUGGCGUUUGGGGUCGGCUGCGCUUUGCCAGGAAGCCUAUCUCCAUCAUCGAUUUGAUUGUAGUGGUGGCCUCCAUCAUCGUACUGGUAGUAGGCUCCAAUGGACAGGUGUUUGCCACGUCUGCUGUCAGAGGAAUUCGCUUCCUGCAGAUCCUGCGUAUGCUUCAUGUGGACCGGCAGGGAGGGACGUGGCGUCUGCUGGGCUCUGUGGUCUUCAUCCACAGGCAGGAGCUCAUCACCACGCUGUACAUUGGUUUCCUGGGGCUCAUCUUCUCCUCCUACUUUGUGUACCUGGCAGAGAAGGAUGCUGUGGACAGCAAUGGAGCCAAUGAGUUCGGGAGCUACGCUGACGCCUUGUGGUGGGGGGUGGUGACCGUCACAACUAUAGGCUAUGGAGACAAGGUGCCUCAGACGUGGAUCGGUAAAACCAUUGCAUCGUGUUUCUCAGUCUUUGCCAUCUCCUUCUUCGCCCUACCAGCUGGGAUCUUGGGUUCAGGCUUUGCACUGAAGGUUCAACAGAAACAGAGGCAGAAGCACUUCAACAGACAGAUCCCUGCAGCUGCCAUUCUCAUCCAGACUUCGUGGAGGGUCUUUGCUGUGGAAAACCCUGAUUCGGCCACCUUCAAGAUGUUUGUGAGGAGGAGACCUGCUCUGCUCAGCUCCUCUGUAUCCAGUCCCAAGCCCAAGAAAACGGUGAAGCUGAGGAGGAAGUUGAAGAGCAGUGAGAAGGACGACGGGCCUGGUUCUCCCACUGUUCCCAGUAUCUCCUACGACUCAGUGUUCAAUAGUGGGAGGGAGCUCAGCUCUGAUGUCUACAGCACUGUGUGUACAGCUGAAGCACUAGGAUGUGAUACCCAGCAGUCCUGGACCUCUCUUUCCUCCCUUACGUUCAGCUCUCCACUCCCAGUGAAAAAGACCCCUGGUUUGUUGGAGGUGCAGCACCCUCGUCCCCUCCAGAGGAACAGCAGCUUUGGGGACGAUCUGGACCAGGAGGACCAGUGUGUUCUGACCCCAGUCACCCACGUGUCACAGCUGCAGGGGAGUCACAGAGCAGCUAUCCACGUGAUCCUACGGAUGCGCUACUUUGUCGCUAAGAAGAAAUUCCAGCAAGCACGUAAACCCUAUGACGUGCGAGACGUGAUCGAGCAGUAUUCCCAAGGACACCUGAAUCUCAUGGUGCGCAUCAAGGAGCUACAGAGGAGACUGGACCAGUCUCUAGGGAAGCUGACCCUGUUCCAGACUAGCUCAGACAAAGCCAAAGACAAAGGCACCAACACCAUCGGCUCCAGACUCAACAGGAUGGAGGACAAGAUACAACGCAUGGACCAGACACUCAACCAAAUCGCAGAAUCCCUUACCCAGCUGUUGUCUGGGACAAGCCAGGGGCAAGGUAGGAGGAGGUCACAGGGUGGGGCAGGUGUCCCCAGCCAGGAUAGCCUACCCAGCUACGAGCAGCUCUCCACCGCGACCCUCCAUCCACCCCUCAACCCCAGCCUCAGUCAAGACAAGAGCUCCUGAAUCGACCCUCCAUCCACCCCUCAACCUCAACCUCAGCCAAGACAAAAGCUCCUGAAUCGACCCUUCAUCCACCCCUCAACCCCAGCCUCAGCCAGGACAAGAGCUCCUGAAUCGACCAUCCAUCCACCCUCAACACCAGCCUCAGCCAGGACAAGAGCUCCUGAAUUGACCCUCCAUCCACCCCUCAACCCCUCAAACCCAGCCUCAGCCAGGACAAGAGCUCCUGAAUCGACCAUCCAUCCACCCUCAACACCAGCCUCAGCCAGGACAAAAGUUCCUGAAUCGACCCUCCAUCCACCCCUCAACCCCAGCCUCAGCCAGGACAAGAGCUCCUGAAUCGACUCUCCAUCCACCCCUCAACCCCAGCCUCAGCCAGGACAAGAGCUCCUGAAUCGACCCUCCAUCCACCCCUCAACCCCAGCCUCAGCCAGGACAAGAGCUCCUGAAUCAACCAUCCAUCCACCCCUCAACCCCAGCCUCAGCCGGGACAAGAGCUCCUGAAUCGACCAUCCAUCCACCCCUCAACCCCAGCCUCAGCCAGGAGAAGAGCUCCUGAAUCGACCAUCCAUCCACCCUCAACCCCAGCCUCAGCCAGGACAAGAGCUCCUAAAUCGACCAUCCAUCCACCCCUCAACCCCAGCCUCAGCCGGGACAAGAGCUCCUGAAUCGACCAUCCAUCCACCCCUCAACCCCAGCCUCAGCCAGGAGAAGAGCUCCUGAAUCGACCAUCCAUCCACCCUCAACCCCAGCCUCAGCCAGGACAAGAGCUCCUGAAUCGACCAUCCAUCCACCCCUCAACCCCAGCCUCAGCCGGGACAAGAGCUCCUGAAUCGACCAUCCAUCCACCCCUCAACCCCAGCCUCAGCCGGGACAAGAGCUCCUGAAUCGACCAUCCAUCCACCCCUCAACCCCAGCCUCAGCCAGGAGAAGAGCUCCUGAAUCGACCAUCCAUCCACCCUCAACCCCAGCCUCAGCCAGGAGAAGAGCUCCUGAAUCGACCCUCCAUCCACCCCUCAACCUCAACCUCAGCCAAGACAAAAGCUCCUGAAUCGACCCUUCAUCCACCCCUCAACCCCAGCCUCAGCCAGGACAAGAGCUCCUGAAUCGACCAUCCAUCCACCCUCAACACCAGCCUCAGCCAGGACAAGAGCUCCUGAAUUGACCCUCCAUCCACCCCUCAACCCCUCAACACCAGCCUCAGCCAGGACAAGAGCUCCUGAAUCGACCAUCCAUCCACCCUCAACACCAGCCUCAGCCAGGACAAAAGUUCCUGAAUCGACCCUCCAUCCACCCCUCAACCCCAGCCUCAGCCAGGACAAGAGCUCCUGAAUCGACUCUCCAUCCACCCCUCAACCCCAGCCUCAGCCAGGACAAGAGCUCCUGAAUCAACCAUCCAUCCACCCCUCAACCCCAGCCUCAGCCGGGACAAGAGCUCCUGAAUCGACCAUCCAUCCACCCCUCAACCCCAGCCUCAGCCGGGACAAGAGCUCCUGAAUCGACCAUCCAUCCACCCCUCAACCCCAGCCUCAGCCAGGAGAAGAGCUCCUGAAUCGACCAUCCAUCCACCCUCAACCCCAGCCUCAGCCAGGACAAGAGCUCCUGAAUCGACCAUCCAUCCACCCCUCAACCCCAGCCUCAGCCGGGACAAGAGCUCCUGAAUCGACCAUCCAUCCACCCCUCAACCCCAGCCUCAGCCGGGACAAGAGCUCCUGAAUCGACCAUCCAUCCACCCCUCAACCCCAGCCUCAGCCAGGAGAAGAGCUCCUGAAUCGACCAUCCAUCCACCCUCAACCCCAGCCUCAGCCAGGAGAAGAGCUCCUGAAUCGACCCUCCAUCCACCCCUCAACCCCAGCCAGGACAAGAGCUCCUGAAUCGACCCUCCAUCCACCCUCAACCCCAGCCUCAGCCAGGACAAGAGCUCCUGAUGCAGAGAAACACCAAAACCAUUUUGACGCUUUCUCUCUUUGUCUUAUUCUGAGAUCAGUGUUCUUCGUGAUAAUGAACCAGCUGUGUAGUGCUAGGACAAAAAACUAAAUGUGCACUCAGUGGGGGCCCCAGGACCAAGUUUGGGAAACCCUGCCCUAGAGAAGAACCGUAUAGACAGGAGAUUUAGCAACUCUUGGAGGACAAUCGAAUGAAAUAAAAAUAUUUGUUUUUAUUGUUAAAAGUGGAACCAACACGAUUCAGCUUUUGGCCUUUAAACAAAGAUUAUUUCAUUUAAUUCCAAUGUCCUCCCAAGAGUUGCUAUUUCUCCUCUCUACUUCAGUUUGCUCCUCAAUUCAUGCACCUUGGUUGGAGAGCGAGAUAGCGAGCAGGGCUCCCUUCCCUAGAACAGAACAGUGCCUCAGCCUACAGGAAAAGCCAGACAAGCUAGACACACCGACGGGACACAUUUUUCAUAGAUCCUGGAUAUGAUUAUGAUUCUGAAUUCUCAUUUACUGCAAUUGUCAAUGUUCCGGGGGGAAAUGUGAGCAAGCGCCAUAUUCAAACGCUUUCCCCUCAAUCAAAAGGAAAUAAGAUUAGAGUGCACAUAUAAUAACAUUAUUCCGUCUGUGUAAGAGCAUUGGAAUGUUACAACGUCAAAAAGCAACGGUAGUGUUCUAUUUGAUUUGAAAUAUGUUGAUAUGCAAAGCCAACACUUCAGUAUAAAGGUAGCUAUGUUUUUUGAUGGUGAAUAUGGAAUGAUGUCCAUACUAAAAGUAGGCAGUUAUAAUAACACUAUGUUUUCAAAAGGCUCUCCCAUGUAUGUACUGUCGAAACAUAAACUGAAGUGUUGGGGUCGGGGUGAGGGCUUUUAUGUAGAUGUUCAAAUGCAAUCAAAUUGUGUAGCUAUCCUCUUUUAUAAAGAUUUUGCAUUGCCAAUAAAUGAAUGUGGCAAAUAUCCAUAACUUCUUAUUGUCAAACAAUUCUGUUCAACCAUGGAUCUUACAUCAAUAAUUCAGUUAUAGAUUAUUACAUCCAAGUUAGGUCAUAUCAAUGUCCCAUUGGAAGCUGUAUGUGUGGAAUGUGCCUUAAAGGACUAUAACAUUUCAGA